This is a messenger RNA of Perkinsus marinus ATCC 50983, 1362 nucleotides long. Its product is annotated as UDP-N-acteylglucosamine pyrophosphorylase, putative. Gene Ontology annotation, biological process: UDP-N-acetylglucosamine biosynthetic process. Gene Ontology annotation, molecular function: UDP-N-acetylglucosamine diphosphorylase activity. The transcript has 9 exons. The record is from RefSeq and is a predicted model, not a curated record. Lineage: Eukaryota; Perkinsozoa; Perkinsida; Perkinsidae. Bases 1 to 1362 code for a protein of 453 amino acids.
AUGAUUUCUACUCAGGCGAAAGAAGAUCUAGAAGCUCAAACUGCCGAGGUUGAAUAUGAACCUCCGAAUGAUAACGAUGUUAUGAAACUCACUUCUAUGACUCCUGAAGAUAUCAAGCGCUGGGAGGCCCUGGGUUUAUCCGCCAUAGCAGCCGGCGAGGUUGCCGGGUGCGUCCUAGCAGGUGGACAGGGCACCCGAAUGGGCUUAGGCGUGCAUGAAUCCAAGGGUAUGGUUGAUAUUGGUCUCCCAAGUGCUAAGCCUAUAUUUCAACUGUUUGCUGAGAGGCUGACUAGACUGAAGGCCUUGUCGGGUGAAGAAAGCGCUCGCCUUCCGUUUCUGGUUAUGACUUCACCGCUGAAUCACAACUAUGUUCAGCAGUUUUUCAAGGACCAUGAUUUCUUCGGUUACCCUAAGGAGGAUGUUUUAUUUUUCCCACAAGGUACUCUACCUGCACUAUCACUGAAUGGGAAUCUUAUUAUGGAAUCAAAAUCUAAGGUCAGCGUCAGCCCAGAUGGGAACGGAGGUAUAUAUUACGCGUUGGAAAAGGAAGGGGUGCUAUCGAAGUUGGAAGUGUGGGGAGUUAAAUAUUUGCAUGUUUUCUCUGUGGAUAACGCUAUUGUGAAACCGGGUGAUCCCUGGUUCGUCGGCUAUUGCAUCGAGAAGGAUGCCCAAGUUGGCAACAAAGUCGUGUGGAAAAGCUCAUGGGAUGAGAAAAUUGGAGUUAUUGCAAAUAAGGACGGAAAAUGUUCAGUGGUGGAGUAUUCAGAUUUGUAUAAUCCUGCGGCUGGCAUUGAUAACCCUAUGGUGAGGGCUGAAGCGCAGGAUGGCAAACUUCUUUUCGGUGCCGGAAAUAUAUGCAAUCAUUUUUACUCGGUUGAGUUCUUGAGAGAAGCGAUUUCGAAGAUGAAUAGUCGCUAUCAUUUAGCAUACAAGAAAAUUGCAAGUGCUGAUGAAAACGGUAAAACCGUCAAGCCGACGAAGAAUAACGGUGUGAAGCUUGAAGCGUUCAUUUUUGAUGCUUUCGAGAUGGCCGAUCGAUCUGUUGUUUUCGAGUGCAGUCGAAGUGACGAGUUCACUCCCAUCAAGAACCCUUUUGGUGCUGAUCAAGAUUCCCCUGAUACUGCUAGGAAAGCCGUAUCGGCGAUGUGCAAGAAAUGGGUAGAAAAUGCAGGCGGACACGUUUUGGGUGACGAGCUUUUCGAGCUAUUGCAUAGUGGUGGUAAAGUCAAACGACAGACUCGCAUCGAUGUUGUACAUCAGCCUCUUAAGGUCUGUUGUCAUCAUGUCGAUGACUUUUGUCCCGCAGGGGAGAUAUCCUCUACCUUUUCUCUGGAGCUAUGCUUUAAACAUUUUGAGGACUAG